This is a messenger RNA of Cynara cardunculus var. scolymus (artichoke), 1373 nucleotides long. RefSeq names its product ADP,ATP carrier protein 1, mitochondrial-like. Bases 150 to 1283 code for a protein of 377 amino acids. Gene Ontology annotation, cellular component: mitochondrial inner membrane. Gene Ontology annotation, biological process: mitochondrial ADP transmembrane transport; mitochondrial ATP transmembrane transport. Lineage: Eukaryota; Viridiplantae; Streptophyta; Magnoliopsida; Asterales; Asteraceae. Gene Ontology annotation, molecular function: ATP:ADP antiporter activity. The transcript is spliced from 4 exons. The record is from RefSeq and is a predicted model, not a curated record.
GGUCAAUACUCGCCGGAGUUAGCGGUCGGCCAUGAAUAUUUCCUUCUCGCAUCAUCUCUCUCUCUCUCUAAAAAGCCUAAUUCGCUUUGCCUGAUUUUCAUAACCAUUCUCUCGAUACCAUUAUCAUCAUAAUCUCUUCUAGGGUAGUCAUGAUUGAUCAAGCACAACAUCCAAGUGUAUCCCAGAAGCUAGCUGGGAGUCUUCUUGGAUCUAACAUGAUGCAGUUCCAUGCUUGUGAAACUGGUUUACAGCAGCCACAUCUCUAUCGUAGGCAUUUCGGCAAUGAAAGCCACACAGAUUCUGCCUUUCGAUAUCCGAUGAAGCCAUCAUCUUCGAUAUGCAUUCAAGCCCCAUCAGAAAAAGGUUUUGCAGGAUUUGCCAUUGAUUUCCUUAUGGGUGGAGUAUCUGCAGCCGUAUCAAAAACAGCUGCUGCUCCCAUUGAACGUGUGAAGCUUUUGAUUCAGAAUCAGGAUGAGAUGAUUAAGGCCGGUAGGUUGUCUGAACCAUACAAAGGCAUUGGUGAUUGUUUUGGUAGAACCAUCAAAGAAGAAGGUCUUGUUUCAUUGUGGAGAGGAAACACUGCUAAUGUCAUUCGUUACUUCCCAACCCAGGCCUUGAACUUUGCAUUCAAAGAUUACUUUAAGAGGCUUUUCAACUUCAAGAAAGACAGAGAUGGCUACUGGAAAUGGUUUGCAGGAAACUUGGCAUCUGGAGGUGCAGCUGGUGCUUCUUCCCUGUUUUUCGUUUAUUCGCUUGACUAUGCCAGAACCCGUUUGGCCAAUGAUGCCAAGGCUGCAAAGAAGGGUGGAGGAGGGAGACAGUUUAACGGUUUGAUCGAUGUCUACAAGAAGACACUAGCAACCGAUGGUAUCGCUGGACUUUAUCGUGGGUUUAACAUUUCGUGUGUUGGAAUCAUCGUCUACCGUGGUUUGUACUUUGGAUUGUACGAUUCUUUGAAGCCCGUCAUCCUCGUCGGAGACUUGCAGGAUAGUUUCUUUGCUAGCUUUGCACUUGGUUGGGUGAUCACGAAUGGUGCUGGACUUGCAUCGUACCCAAUCGACACAGUGCGCAGAAGAAUGAUGAUGACAUCUGGGGAGGCGGUGAAAUACAAGAGUUCCAUGGAUGCAUUUACUCAGAUCCUGAAGAACGAAGGCGCAAAGUCUCUGUUCAAGGGUGCGGGUGCCAACAUUCUCCGAGCCAUUGCUGGUGCGGGUGUACUCUCUGGUUACGACAAAUUGCAGCUGCUCAUCUUCGGCAAGAAGUAUGGAUCAGGUGGUGCUUAAGCUUCAACGUUUGAACCCCUUUACGAUGACCAAGAGUUUACAAGAUAUUUUAAAUUUUAUUAUAAUAGUUUUAAUAAAUGCGUGCUUUCU